CUACUGGGGAUCGGGCCCACAACUGGGUAUGUGCUCUUACGGGGAAUGGAACCCCUUCGUUCAUAGGUCCACGCUCAGCCACGGAAGCCACACCAGCCAGGCUCAUGGCUUCUUUGUCCUUCCCCAGUUAUGCCUUCUCAGGACCCUGACGUUCCCCAGAAGGAGCAGGAGAAAAUGACCAAGUUUCAGGAGGCAGUGACCUUCAAGGAUGUGGCUGUGGUUUUCACUGAAGAGGAGCUGGUGCUGUUGGAUCCUGUCCAGAGGAAGCUGUACCAAGACGUGAUGCUGGAGAACUUCCGGAAUCUGGUCUCAGUGGGUAAGGCAACCCAGUUGGAGGCAGAAGAAAACCUCUGGAUGAUGGAAAGAGAAACUCAAAGAAAUGGGAAUUCCAGGGAAAACCACAUGGCUGUUCUUUCAGGCAGCAAGAAGCAGAAUGAGGUGGAGAUUCUUCAGAAAGUUGCAUUAAAGUACCUUUCACAUGAAAAGCUAUUCUGGCAAAUCUGGAGACAGAUUGCAAGUGAUUCAGCCAGGUGUCCUCAGAGGGCGAGCUCCCGGUUACUACAAGGCCGUUCUGAUCAGACUCCUGGGAGUGGGAGCGGUGUGGUGAAAUGUAAAGGAGAUGGCUCCUGUUGUGUUGAAAAUCAAGACCGUGUCCAUGUCGAGGAUGCUUGUGGGAAUAUUCACCUGAGUGAGUCACAGACUCAGAAUGGAGGUAAGCAAAGUCACGUGAAAGAUCACCUGCAUGCCUGCGAAGCCGUGAAGAAAUCACUACUUAGUGAUCAUAUUAAAAUUCACACAGAACAGAAACCCUACAGAUCUAAUGACUGUGGGAACAGCAUGAGCGAUGGCGUCUGUCAGCAUUUACCCUGCAGAGAGGAACUGCAUCUCUGUAGUGAGUGUGGGAAGGGCUUCAGCUACAACUCACUGCUUUCAAGUCACCAGACUGCACACCCAGGAGGGAAAUGCUUGGCUCAGAACUCACACCUGCUGGCUCCUCAGAGGACUCACCCCGGAGAGAAACUCUCGAAAUGUCAUGACUCCGAUGAUUGCCUCAAUAAGAGUUCCUUUCAUUCUCAUUCUGAUCAUGCAGGAGAAAAGUCCUAUAGAUGUGACAGCUGUGGCAAGGGAUUCAGCAGCAGCACAGGUCUCACCAUUCAUUACAGAACUCACACUGGAGAGAAACCCUAUAAAUGUGAGGAGUGUGGUAAAUGCUUUAGCCAGAGUUCAAACUUUCAGUGCCAUCAGAGAGUCCACACUGAAGAAAAGCCAUACAAAUGUGAAGAGUGCGGCAAGGGCUUCGGUUGGAGUGUUAAUCUUCGUGUUCAUCAGAGGGUCCACAGGGGUGAGAAACCCUAUAUCUGUGAGGAGUGCGGGAAGGGCUUCACUCAGGCCGCCCACUAUCACAUCCAUCAGAGGGUCCACACUGGGGAGAAACCUUAUAAGUGUGACGUCUGUGGUAAGGGCUUCAGCCACAAUUCACCAUUAAUAUGCCACCGGAGACUCCACACUGGAGAGAAACCGUACAAAUGUGAGGUGUGUGGGAAAGGCUUUACUCGCAAUACGGAUCUUCACAUCCAUUUUCGGGUUCACACAGGAGAGAAACCCUACAGAUGUAAGGAGUGUGGGAAGGGCUUCAGCCAGGCUUCCAACCUUCAAGUCCAUCAGAACGUCCACACUGGGGAGAAACGAUUCAAAUGUGAGACUUGUGGGAAGGGCUUCAGUCAGUCUUCAAAGCUGCAAACCCAUCAGAGAGUCCACACUGGGGAGAAGCCCUACAGAUGUGAUGUGUGUGGAAAGGGCUUCAGUUACAGUUCCAACCUUAAACUGCACCAAGUAAUUCACACGGGAGAGAAGCCAUACAAGUGUGAGGAGUGUGGGAGGGGCUUUAGUUGGAGAUCAAAUCUUCACGCUCAUCAGCGAGUCCACUCAGGAGAGAAGCCCUAUAAAUGUGACGAGUGUGAGAAGAGCUUCAGUCAGGCCAUCGAUUUUCGGGUCCAUCAGAGAGUCCACACUGGAGAGAAACCGUACGCAUGUGGUGUGUGUGGGAAGGGCUUCAGUCAGUCCUCUGGCCUUCAGUCCCAUCAGAGAGUCCACACUGGGGAGAAGCCAUACACAUGUGAUGUCUGUGGCAAGGGCUUUAGGUACAGCUCACAGUUUCUGUACCAUCAGAGAGGCCACACGGGGGAGAAACCUUACACAUGUGAGGAGUGUGGGAAAGGCUUUGGUAGGAGCUUGAAUCUUCGCCAUCACCAGAGGGUGCACACUGGAGAGAAGCCCCAUAAGUGUGAGGAGUGUGGAAAAUCCUUUAGUCUCCCCUCAAAUCUUAGAGUCCAUCUGAGUGUUCACCUUCGGGAGAAACUAUUUAAAUGUGAGGAGUGUGGGAAGGGCUUCAGUCAGAGUUCACGUCUUCAGGCCCAUCUGAGAUUCCACACUGGAGAGAAACCGUACAAGUGUGACAUAUGUGGGAAGGACUUCAGUCACCGCUCACGUCUCACACAACACCAGAAAGUCCACUCUGGCAAGAAUCGUUAAGAAUGAGAAAGGUGUUCAUGCUUCCAGUCAGGUUGUACAUCUAGUUUUUGGAGAGUCCAUCCUGGGGAUAAAACACUAAAGUUUUGAGAGUGGAAAGGGGUUUUAUAAAUAUUGCUCUCUUUUCUGAGACCAGCACGGCUAGAGAGCAGACAGGAGUCCUGAGUAUGGGCAACGGGGGAUUGAGAAAAUGAGAGAGACAGACACAAAGACAGUAGGAAAGCUGGGACCAGAUGGGACAGCUGUCCUCUGAUGGAGAGACAGGGACCCAGAACCGAUACAGCACAUUAUUUUAUACAGUAAGAUACCAGGAAGUUUUACCAAAGUUUAAGAUAAAGAAAGUAUGUGCAUUCCUGUGGCUUCUUUGUAAUUGUCACUUCUGAUACUACACUUGAUCUUAGCCAAAAGGCCGAGAAGCGAUAAUCGUCACUUCUGGAUGGGCUGGAUAAUCAUGUUUGUUCCUGGUGCCUGGCUGGGUUUAGAUAAUGAAACCCACCCCCUGGCGCCUGAACUAAAGGUCAGACUGACAGCACACCUGCCUCUGGCAAGGUAUGGUUCCAGGGCAUGGCUCUGCCAGGAUCCACUGGAUUCAGAGAUUGUCAUCUCAGGGGCCUUUCCCAGGCGCUCUCUACAGGGUUUCUUCACUUGGAAUCUAAUAAAUCCAGGAAUAGGACUGAUAUUCAGGGGAGAAAUAUGUUGUAACCCUCUUGGUAAAAUCCAGUUGAUGUAAAUGAUCUUUCAAAAUGAGUGCAUGCCAAAAAAGAAUGUGUGAAAAGGAUUAUUUGCCAUAUACAAUCUAGUUUGGGGGCUAUCAGGGAAGGUUUUGGAUUAUUUUCUCAUUAACUUCCAAUUUAUAUGUAUUUACAGUGACCAUUUUUUUAAAUAAAGUUUAAAAGGUAUGAAAAAUGAAAUGAAUAAAAUAACUAAAAAUUACCUAUAGUCAAGGACUCAUAAUAUGAUUGCUUUAUUUCAUACAGUAUAUUGGAUUAAAAUUAAAGAAUAUAUCCCCAGAGGUGAAUCUUUGCUCUUCAGAAGUGAAUUUGUGUUUGUAAUGUUCAUAUAUAUGAACAUUAAUUGCAUUAUUGAUUAUAAAAACAAACAUAGAAAUAAUCAUUGAUUGUCAAAGUGUUUUACAAUUCAUUGAUCCAGAGGAACACUAUGCAAACAUCAAAUGGGAGAAGGUAAAUUUGUUGUAAACGAUGUUGGAUGAUGUCCAGAAUAUAUUCAUUUGGAAAACAAAUCUUGGGAUUUUCAUGUGAUCACUUUUUUUUUUUAAAAAAAGGUAUAAAUGCAUUAGGUAGGUAUUCUAGUUAUCUCUAAAUGGGAUUUUGCAUUUUUUGUGUUCCAAUAAAACUUUAUAUGGACACUGAAAUUUGAAUUUAUUAUAUAUUUUCCAGGUGUCAUGAAAUACUCUUUUCAUUUCCCCCCAUCUGUUAAAAAUGUAGAAUACAUUCUUGGUUAUUUUUGUGGGGUAUUUUUGUUGUUA
Myotis davidii is the source of this 4015-nucleotide messenger RNA. It is a transcript of the gene ZNF227, whose product is annotated as zinc finger protein 227. NCBI's taxonomy places the organism in Eukaryota, Metazoa, Chordata, Mammalia, Chiroptera, Vespertilionidae. Gene Ontology annotation, molecular function: DNA-binding transcription repressor activity, RNA polymerase II-specific. The record is from RefSeq and is a predicted model, not a curated record. The transcript has 5 exons. Gene Ontology annotation, biological process: negative regulation of transcription by RNA polymerase II. The coding region runs from base 130 to 2532 and encodes 800 amino acids.